Molecule: messenger RNA, 600 nt
Organism: Mytilus trossulus (common blue mussel)
Lineage: Eukaryota; Metazoa; Mollusca; Bivalvia; Mytilida; Mytilidae
Product: complement C1q-like protein 3
Exons: 3
Coding region: 19-579 (186 amino acids)
Molecular function (GO): protein binding
Source: RefSeq, a predicted model, not a curated record
GAGUACACAUCGUACAUCAUGAAUGCUGUUUGUGUUUUGAAAGUUGCACUGGUAAUGAGUUGUUUUGUUCAUAAGAUUAUUUCUGGAUCGUGUACUCCAAAACUUGAAAAGUCCCUUUUAGAAGACCUUCGUAGUAUGACGAUGAAAAUAAAAAGAGGAACCGAGGAAGGUAUGAAUCAACCCGACGAAAAAUUUUCAGCCUUUGCAGCUUCUUUAACUGCAUCAAAAACUUUAGGAGCCGGCGAAAUAAUAAAGUUUAACAAAGUUUGGACGAACAUAGAUGAUGAUUACAAUCCAAUGACUGGCAUAUACACUGCUCCGAAACGAGGGGUCUACUAUUUUUCGUCCUCUGUCAUGUCACAAUACGAUAAAACUCUUCGUGUUUUUCUAUGUAAAAAUAACCGUCGGAUAGUAGCUGUUUUCACUGGUUAUUCUGAUACUAACAUGGCAACUCUAAAUAUGGUAUUAGAGCUAAAGAAAGGUGACACAGUAUACAUCAAGCAAGAUGGACCGCAGAAAUACAUCUACAGCGAAUCUCAAAGCAACUACAAUAUGUUUUCUGGAUAUCUUAUUAGAUGAAUUACGUGCAUAUGAGAAACU